Molecule: messenger RNA, 2332 nt
Organism: Neltuma alba
Lineage: Eukaryota; Viridiplantae; Streptophyta; Magnoliopsida; Fabales; Fabaceae
Exons: 6
Coding region: 818-2170 (450 amino acids)
Biological process (GO): lipid catabolic process
Source: RefSeq, a predicted model, not a curated record
ACGCUAAUUUACUCUCUUACCAUUCAUCGGCUCAUCUCCUUCUCCUUCCAUUCAACUAUGAAGAACCCCCCGAAACCCGAAAACUUCGGGUACGACCUUUGAGUUUGACUGACAGCUAUGUCACGAGUCAAACUGGCUCGGUUCGUCUUCAUGUAUCAGAAGCUCUUCUGGGUUGUAGUCCGGUGACAAUUAAAGUCAAAUUUUCUCCUUGUUUGCUCGGAGAAUUUGAUGUUCAGUUCUAAAGUUCAACGAUCAACGCUGGAAUUGGUUCCUGAGUUCUCUUUUUUCCUUUCCCGUUUGGCCGUUGUUUCUUGCUCGUACCUAAUGUAUUUGUAUAGUCGGUGAUGAGUUUAGUAUCUUUGAAUGAGGCUUCGCAGUGGCCAAGCAUAAUAUUCCUUGUUGUCCAAGAAGUUCUUGUUUCUUAACAACUUUAAUGUCAACUCAUAUGCAAAUUUUUGCGAGUUUACUGGAUUCUUCAAGUUGUCCAUUUUUGGCAACCCCUUUGAGGUGUAAAUCUGCUGAAUUCUGUAUAGUCUUCUUCAUAUCACAUUGGUUGAGGCAUCAACUGUCCUUCUCUGUUAUUGGUCAUCGAGCAAAAUUUACCUGGUUUUGGAUUACCAGAACCCAUCUACUCAGUUGACUCCUCACUUCGGUUCUAAUUUCUCAACCAUAGAGCAGUAUAUUAUUUGCAUUGUGUGAAACAAAAAUAUUUUCUUUGAUAUCUUGCUUGAAGAUAUUGAACAAUUUUGUACCAUUGGAAUAACCUUUUUAUUUUUUUCAAUUUCUGUACAAGAAGUUUCCCAUUAAUAUAAAAGCAAUGUCGAUUCUGUGUGGCGUGCCUCUUGUCGAGUGUGUGUAUUGCCUGGCAUGUGCUCGCUGGGCUUGGAAAAGAUGUCUUCAUACUGCAGGCCAUGAUAGUGAGACCUGGGGCCUUGCCACAGUUGAAGAAUUCGAACCUGUUACUCGCCUUUGUCGCUAUAUUCUUGCUGUCUAUGAAGAUGAUAUUCGGCACCCCGUUUGGGCACCUCCUGGUGGCUAUGGAAUUAAUCCUGAUUGGUUAAUACUCAGGAAGACAUAUGAAGAUACACUAGGGCGGGCACCUCCCUAUUUAUUGUAUCUUGAUCAUGAUCAUGCUGAUAUAGUUCUUGCUAUCAGGGGUUUAAAUUUGGCAAAGGAGAGUGACUAUGCAGUUUUAUUGGAUAAUAGUUUGGGUAAGAGGAAGUUUGAUGGGGGCUAUGUUCACAAUGGGCUGCUGAAGGCAGCGGGAUGGGUUUUGGAUGCUGAAUGUGAAGUUUUGAGGGAGUUGGUAGAGAAACAUCCAAAUUACACUCUGACUUUUGCUGGUCAUUCCCUAGGAUCAGGAGUAGCGUCAAUGUUGACGAUAUUGGUGGUGCAGAACCGUGAUAGAGUUGGAAAUAUUGAGAGGAGGAGGGUCAGGGGCUAUGCUAUUGCACCUGCUAGGUGUAUGUCACUGAAUCUGGCAGUCCGAUAUGCAGAUGUUAUCAACUCUGUUGUUCUUCAGGAUGACUUCUUGCCAAGAACAGCUACUCCCCUAGAAGAUAUAUUCAAGUCUCUCUUCUGUUUGCCAUGUCUGUUGUGCUUGAGAUGCAUGAGGGAUACAUGCAUACCUGAAGAGACGAUGUUGAAAGAUCCUAGGAGACUCUAUGCGCCAGGCCGCCUCUAUCACAUUGUUGAGAGAAAGCCAUUCAGAGGCGGAAGAUUUCCCCCAGUUGUCAGAACAGCGGUGCCAGUAGAUGGGAGGUUUGAGCACGUUGUCCUCUCUUGCAAUGCCACAUCUGAUCAUGCCAUCAUUUGGAUAGAGAGAGAGGCCCAAAGGGCUUUGAAUUUGAUGCAGGAGAAAGAUCAAACCAUGAAGAUCCCUACAAAGCAAACAAUGGAGAGGGAGGAGACACUAACUAGACACAAUGAUGAAUACAAAGCAGCAUUACAGAGGGCCAAAACACUAGAUGUGCCUCAUGCUGAUACACUGCCAUCACAGUACGGCACUUUUGGUGAAGAAGGGGAGAGCUCGCGAGAAUCGCAGGCUGAGUCAUCUUCUUGUUCAACUAAUAAAAGCAAAUUAGAAAGCUGGGAAGAAUUGAUUGAGCGUCUAUUUGAUAAGGAUGAGCAUGGCCACAUAGUGCUGAAGAAAUCAAGUUUUGACGAUUGAUUAUGUAAUUUAUGAAUCUAUAAGAAUAUGAGUAGUGCCCCAAGAAAACAACAUUCAUUCAUUCUUUUGUGAUUUGUGUUUAGUUGGCUUCUGAAUAGGUACAUUUUGAAGAGAAAUUUGAUAAAUCUGAUUUUGAAACUUGAGUGCAUUGGAGUUCUUGCA